Aspergillus calidoustus is the source of this 2046-nucleotide messenger RNA. NCBI's taxonomy places the organism in Eukaryota, Fungi, Ascomycota, Eurotiomycetes, Eurotiales, Aspergillaceae. The record is from the annotation of a GenBank genome assembly.
AUGAGCGUUGAAGGUAUCUUUCCGGACGUGGUUGGACUUUCAUAUCGGUCUGGGGCCGAGACAGGCGUCACCACCAACGAAUUCAAGUUUCGUUUUGAGCCAGGAAUAACAGUCACAUUCUCUAUCGGUGACCUCGUCCUUGGGGAGUGUCAUGGCAAGGCAUUGGUCUCCAUCUUUGACCUUGUCCCUCCUGGGACCCCAGCGCUUGAUCCAAAAGUGGUGAACCGGGCAAGACUGCUCUUUAGCCUUUCCCUGGGCCAGGGAUUCGAGAAGCCGAUCAUCAUUGACGAGCAGGCUCGAGAGGCUUUGUCCGAAUAUGCUCGGAUGGUUUACCUGAACUGCAACAACACGUCCGAUCUGGACAAUGCACUGUUCUGCAUAUCUAGCAAGCUCGUGCUGAGAGACCUUCACAUCCCAACCCGCGACGGAGCUGGUAUCCUCGGCGACGUUUAUCUACCCCUUCAGUAUCGAAAACAAUUCCCCGUUCUGAUGAGUUGCACGAUUUAUGGACGACGGGUCUUUUACUCCGGCCCCAACCUCGACGAUGAGGACGAUAUAGCCGCGUUUGAAAGGGCCGAGGAUGAGUGGCAUUCGACCGCAGAAAGUACUCCCGUUCGCGUCCCACGGGGCUCGUGGGGCCCCUCAUGGGAGGCGCAGAGAGGCUUCGAGAACAUUGCAACGUUCAACACAUUCACCUACGUGCCGCAUGGAUACGCCAUGGUGAAGAUUGAUCCCAGGGGCGUGUCGCAGACUCCGGGGACAAGAGGAGUGCCGGGCCAGCUGACGAACGACUUUCAAUGGACAGUUGCGCUGGUUGGCAGUUCAUAUGGCGCCAAUGUGCUGUGGAACGUUGCGAGCUUGAGACCCAAAGGAUUGAAGUGUUUCGUACCCUAUGCGUCUGAUAUCGAUCCGUAUCGCGAUGCUGCCUAUAUCGGUGGCGUGCCGGGCAUCCCUUAUAUCACUGAUUGGUAUCGUCGGGUUCGACUGUGCUCGCCCAAGUGGACUGACCAUGUAGACCUGUUGAAUGUGAUGAAAAGUCACCCCUUUUACGACGGGCUGUGGGAUACGAUGAAAUCGAAUCACGGGCCCGUGGAUCUCCCUUGCUUCCUUGCUGCAUCUCAGCUCUUCAUGAUCCAUGGUCGAGCUGCCUACGAGGCGUGGCGCAUCCGCAACCCUGCGAACACCCAUCUCCAGCUCGUUGAUUCCAAUUAUUACCCAUUACCGAGCCGCGAAGCAGCAGGGAAGAUCCUGCAGUUCCUGGAUCACUAUCUAAAAGGAACACAGAACCCGACGCCGGAAAGAGUUGGCAUUCAAAUGCGGCUCGGUCACGGCCAGUGGUGCUGGAGGAAGGAGACCAAUUGGCAUGUUCCCGGCACUCAAUACACUCAAUGGCACCUCCAGGCUGACGGUACCCUGGCACGGGAGGAGGAAGCAGCGCAAAAUACGCAAGAGCAGCAAUUUACCUAUGCCGCCCGUGUUUGGCCCGAUGGCCGGUCCGGAGCGAGCUUUCGCUCUGCCCCGUUCGAAAACGACGUGGAUGUCGCUGGUCAUUUCAAAGCCGUGUUGAGCGUUUCUGCAAGCUCGCCGGACGCAGACUUUGUGGUCAUGUUGUGGGCUGAGGAUGAAGAAGGAUGCGUGGUACCCUACAGUGCGAAAGGGGAGCUGGAGCCACUCGCCAAAGGCUUCCUUCGCGCCAGCCAUCGACAGCUUGAUCCGCUGAGAAGCACACCUGAGCGACCCUGGCAUACGCAUACGGCACAGGACAACGCGCCGCUACAGGCAAACGAGAUCGUCCAGCUCGAGAUCGAGAUUUUCCCGGCGGCCGCCCGAAUCCGCAAAGGGUGGAAGCUUCGCGUGGACAUUUGUCCUUCCGAGGACCAGCCAGAUAUUCCUGGAUAUGAGCCUGUCAAGAUGCGGGAAUUCUAUGGGGAGGUGGACGAUGAUGAACAGGCAACCAAUUCCAUCCAUGUUGGCGCGGGGCGGCCAAACUACAUUGUCUGCCCUGCCGUCCCGCGAGAGGAAGGCUAUCCCAAUCUUAUGCAGUGA